Molecule: messenger RNA, 1898 nt
Organism: Camarhynchus parvulus
Lineage: Eukaryota; Metazoa; Chordata; Aves; Passeriformes; Thraupidae
Gene: GTF2F1
Product: general transcription factor IIF subunit 1
Exons: 18
Biological process (GO): transcription initiation at RNA polymerase II promoter; positive regulation of transcription elongation by RNA polymerase II
Cellular component (GO): nucleus; transcription factor TFIIF complex
Molecular function (GO): TFIIF-class transcription factor complex binding; RNA polymerase II general transcription initiation factor activity; DNA binding
Source: RefSeq, a predicted model, not a curated record
GCCAGCAGCCGCAGCAGCCGGGGGCCCCCCCGCAGCAGGACUACACCAAGGCCUGGGAGGAAUAUUACAAAAAACAAGGCGGGCGGGCCCUUGGGAGACCCCGCCGCCCCGAGGCCCCGGCCCAGCCCGCCCAGCAGGGACAGCAGGCCUCAGUGGUUGCUAUGGCGACGCCCCCGCGCCACUUCCGGUCACGCGGGCUGCGCUCCGCGCGUCAGUUCCGGUCACGUGAGGCCGGCUUCCGGUUCCGGCGGGAAGCAGAGCCGGAGCGAGCGCCCCCCAGUGCCCCGGUGCCGCAGGGCAGCAGCUCCCAGGUGGUGUCCGAGUACGUGGUCAGGGUGCCCAGGAACACCCCAAAGCGCUACAACAUCAUGGCCUUCAACAGCGCCGACAGAGUGAGCCUGAGCACCUGGGCACAGGCUCGGAUGGAGCGGGACAUGAGCAACAAGCGCAUCUACGCCGAGGAGGAGCUGCCCGAGUCGGGCGCGGGGAGCGAGUUCCACCGGCGGCUGCGCGAGGAAGCGCGGAGGAAAAAAUUCGGGAUCGUCCUGCGGGAAUUCCGGGCCGAGGAUCAGCCCUGGCUGCUCAGGGUCAACGGCAAAGGGGGCAGGAGGUUCCGGGGCGUGAAGAAGGGCGGCGUCACCGAGAACGCCUCCUACUACAUCUUCACCCAGUGCCCCGACGGCGCCUUCGAGGCCUUCCCGGUCAGGAGCUGGUUCAACUUCACCCCCCUGGCGCGGCACCGCACGCUGACGGCCGAGGAGGCCGAGGAGGAGUGGGAGAGGAGGAACAAGGUGCUGAACCACUUCAGCAUCAUGCAGCAGCGGCGGCUGCGGGACCAGGACGAGGAGGAGGAGGAGAAGGAGAAGGGGAGGAAGGCGCCGGGCAAGGGCGGGGGGCUGCGGAUCCACGACCUGGAGGAGGAUCUGGAGCUGAGCUCCGAGGAGAGCGAGGCCAGCGAGGCCGAGGGCGAGAAGAGCGCGAGGCCGAAGGGCGCCGGGGCGGGCGGCAGCAGCAGCAGCAGCAGGAGGAGGAGGAGGAGGAGGAGGAGGAAGGGCGGCAAGGGCUCCGAGGACGAGGCUCUCGAGGACAGCGACGACGGCGACUUCGAGGGCCAGGAGGUGGAUUACAUGUCCCACGGCUCCAGCAGCUCCGGUGAGGAAGAGCCCGGCCGAGCCAAAGCGCCCAAGGAGGAGGAGGAAGGCCCCAAAGGGAUCGACGAGGCGAGCGAGAGCAGCGAGGAGAGCGAGGAGGAGAAGGGCGAGGAGAAGGAGGAGGAGGAGGAGGGCAAAGCCACGCCCACCCCCCAGGAGAAGAAGAAGAAGAGAGUUUCGGGGGUCCCACAUGGAAUUGGGGCCGUUUUCGGGGGUCUCACGUGGGAUCCCCCCCAGAAGAAGAAGACCCCCCCCAAGCGGGAGCGCCACGCCUCGGGCAGCAGCUCCAGGGGGGGCUCCAGGCCCGGGACCCCCCCCCAGGAGCCGGGGGGCGCCGGGGGGACCCUGAGGGCAGCGGCGGCCAGGCUGGAGCAGGGUCGGCGGGCGGCCCCGGGGGGGUCGGAGCCCCCUCCCCAAAAACGGCUGAAGGCGGAGCCGGAACCCCCCUCGGGCAAAUCCACCCCCGAGCACCGGCGAGGUGCAGCUCACGGAGGAGGCCGCACAGCCCUGACCCCCCUGAAAGAGGUGCAGCUCACAGAGGAAGCUGUUCAUGGCGAGGUGCAGCUCACGGAGGAAGCUGUGCGCUGGUACCUGUCCCGCAAGCCCAUGACCCCCCCUGACCUCGAGCUGCAGCUCACGGAAGAAGCCGUGCGCCGCGAGGUGCAGCUGACGGAAGAAGCCGUGCGCCGCUACCUGUCCCGCAAGCCCAUGACCACCAAGGACCCCCGACUCCCCCAGCCCCUGUGA